GACUUAAACAUGACAAUCUCAGCUCUCAACGAUAGCGUAAGACUCACUUCGGAGGUACAUCCACUGCACCAACACCGUCUCGGAAUGCUAGCGCAAGCCUUGUCAGAUCGUGCCGAUAGGACAAGAACGCGGCGCGAUCUGGAUCGGGCUAUCUCCAUAUACGAGAAAAUCAUCUCUCCUAGUGAUCUCCUUUCGCGAGCCGGAAAUUUAACCCAGCUCGGCUUCUUGUUGUUGUCACGUUUUGAGCUCUGUGGAGAUGCUGCUGAUCUCCAGCAAGCGAUUGAUGCUGGUGAAAAGGCAGUCGCUUCAAUCCCCGACGCGCAUGAUGACAAGCCGGGAUACUUGUCCAACUAUGGCCAUAUACUUUUGCGCCGCUUUGAACUCCUCGGAGAGCAAAGUGACAUUGAAAAGACAAUCAACACUCAUCGAGCCGCUAUUCGGCUCACGAAGGAUGAUAGUGAAGAGCUUCCCGGCCGUUUGCAGCACCUAGGCAAUGCAUAUACGCGUAGAUUCUUGCGUUUCGGGGACACCGUGGACAUCGACGCAGCAGUGACGGCAUACGAAAAUGCUAUCCAGCUCACACCGGACGACCAAAACAAAGCCACUUACUUGGGGAGCCUGGGGAUGGCACUGAAAUACCGUUUCGAUCAAUCUGGGGAGCUGAACGAAAUUCGUAGGGCGAUCUCUGUUCUCGAAGCUGCAGUCGGGGGAACGGGAGAGGAUGAUAGGAGGAUGUCGCAACGUCUUGACAAUCUCGCGAUAUCCCUUAUCAGCCGCUUCAAGCGACUUGGGGAGAGCGUAGAUAUCGACCGGGCCGUGGAAAUGCACGAAAAGGUGCUUCGAUCCACCACAGAAGACCACGCAGCAAGAUAUUCCUAUAUGAACCACCUCGGGGUGGCAUUAUUGAGCAGAUUUCAACGGUUCAGAGAGCUCACAGAUAUCGAUCGUGCCGUCUCUAUCAUUGAAGAGUCCACACGGCUAAUCCCUGAUCGUCACGUCGACCGGCACGAAUACUUCAACAGUCUCGGUACUGCUUUCUUGGGGCGUUUUGAACGCACUUCCAAGAUGCCAGACAUCGAUAGCGCUAUCACUGCCUUCAAAAUGGCUUUACAAAUGGCUCCCAAAGGUCAUACAGGGAGGUCCAAGUGCCUGAGCAACCUAGGGACCUCGUGCUUACGCCGCUUUGAAUACUUGGGGAAUAUAUCGGAUGUCGAGGAGGCGAUUUUCGCCCAUACAGAGGCAUUGUCUCUCGUACCGGAUGGUCAUUCAGACAAAGCCCUUUUCUCAAACAACCUCGGCAUCUCGUUCUUGCGUCGAUUCGAUCUUCUUGGGAACCUGAAAGACAUUGACAGAGCCAUCGAUGCGCAUCAGAAUGCCGUAAAUCACGCUCCAGACGGCCAUCCAGACAAACCCGUUCACAUGAGCAACCUACCAGAAUCAUUAUUGGCUCGUUAUGGAUAUCACGGCAGUUUGGAGGAUAUUGACAAGGCUAUUUCACUUGAAGAGGGCUCAAUCAGUAUAACUCCGGCUGAUUACGCGCAGAAGGCUGAACGUUUAGUUGGCCUGGCAAACGCACUGUCAGCUCGGUUUAAGCUGCUGGGAGAGACGGCAGACAUCAAUCGAGCAAUUGAUACGCAUACGGAGGCGAUUCGACUUACUCCAUGCGAUCAUGCGGAUCUCCAUCUCUGGCAUAACAAUCUCGCAAACGCGUAUAUGCUUCGCGCCAAAGGUCUCUCAGACUUUGAUAAUGCCGUGUCACAUCAUCAGUUGGCCUUACAACUUACCUCUCCUGGACAUAGGGACAGGGCCACACGAUUAAACAAUGCUGGAGUGGCACAUUAUCGUCGCUAUCAGCUAUCUGGUGAUCAGCAGGAUCUUUUAGAUGCCAUUACCAUGCAAUCAGAGGCCGCUCAUUCAACCUCAGACGAUGAUAUGGAUAAAUCCAUGUGGUUAAUGAACCUGGGCGCUUCCUAUGCGCGGCGUUUUCAUCAAUCUGGCAGCGUAGGGGACAUUGACCAGGCCAUCACAACACUCAAGUCUGCUGUGCGGUUGAUACCAGAGGGUCAUGCUCGGAAGCCGGGAUGUCUCCAUAGUCUAGCUGUCGCUUUGAUGGAGAGGUAUGAGCGCCUGCCAAAGGAGCCUGAGGUCAAUGAUCUCGACGUGGCAAUUUUACAUUUCCGUGAAGCCGCCCUUUCCACCAAUGGAGAACCUGAACAUCGUUUCGAUGCUGCUCUCGGGUGGGCGCGCGCGGUCAGUCAGCAUAAGCGAGACGAUGUUGCGCAAUCUUUGGAUGGAUAUGCUACAGCUCUGGACCUCAUGCCUCGUCUUGCCUGGGUCGGACAGACGAUAAAUGCACGGCACGCGCGGCUGGCGUCCUUUGGGAAGAUCGCUAAUGAAGCUGCAGCCGUAGCAAUCAAUGCUAAUAGAGUUGAACUCGCGUUAGAGUGGUUAGAGCAAGCACGCGCUAUCGUCUGGGGACAGCUUAUGCAUCUUCGCACCCCGAUGGACGACUUACGCACGAUGGCGCCCGAGCUCGCGAAAGAUCUCGAGCGCAUCUCUAAAGCGUUGGACGAGGCCGGCACGAGGAGUCUGUCCGAUGGAGGACGGAAAAAAGUGCCCUGCACAAUAGAGCAGGCUACACAGCAACAUCACCGGUGGGCGGAAGAAUGGGAGAGGCUGGUAUCCGAAGCAAGACAGCUCCCAGGAUUGGAGGGAUUCUUACGCCCAAAGUCAUCCGCAGACAUCUUGGGCGCGUUGCGCUGCGGACCAAUUGUCAUUCUCAACGUCCAUGUACUCCGCUGCGAUGCGCUGAUCGUCAACGGAGGAUCAAAUGACAUCACUCUUGUUCCUCUUUCUCUGCGCCAGCAUGGAAUAUAUCGUUUGCAGUCAGCGCUUGAGCGCUUCCUGACCAAUUCUGGGAUCCGCAAGAGAGACGAUCGUGGUGCACAAAUGGUCUCGACUGAUUACAAGACCGUGGAUAGCAUAUUAUCUGAGCUGUGGGCAUCUAUCGUACAGCCAGUUUUGCAAAAACUGGGAUAUUCGGUGAGCGAUCCUCCGCGCCUGUGGUGGUGCCCUACAGGUCCAUUAGCAUUUCUUCCUCUUCAUGCUGCCGGAAAAUACACGACAAACGAUCCUGGCUUCAAAACAUCAGACUAUGUGGCCUCUUCAUACACUCCUACCUUGGCUGCUCUCAAGCUUGAAGACAAGGCGCCUGCUGCAAAAGGCGAUUUCCGUGGUCUCCUUACCAUCAGCCAGUCUGCUACGCUGCCAAAUGCCUCGGUAGAGGUAGACAAAGUCCGACAGCUGGCUAGCAGCGUGAAUAUUUCCUCCUAUGCGCUGGAUGAUGCGGAAGGGACAGCAGACGCCGUUCUCGAAAAUCUGAAACAAUACAGCUGGGUUCAUCUCGCCUGCCACGGAGUGCAGAAUAAGAGCGAGCCGACGAAAAGCUCGUUCAUACUGCAUGGAGGGUCUUUGAAGCUCUCACAGAUCAUUUCUCAGUCCUAUGACUCCGCUGAUUUUGCAUUCCUCUCCGCAUGCCAGACUGCCACGGGAGCCGAAGAUAUACCAGAGGAAGCCGCCCAUCUUGCCGCAGGCAUGUUGGCUGCUGGAUAUAGGAGCGUCAUAGCUACGAUGUGGUCGAUCCUGGAUCGCGAUGCGCCUCUAGUGGCGGAGGAGGUGUACCGCCGGCUGCUGUCCAGGCCAGAUCCCGACAGCAGCGAAGCUGCUCUUGCUCUGCAUCAUGGCAUCAAACGAUUGCGUGAAAACUAUACGAAGUCAGAUGGCAAAUCAUUUUCAUGGGUCCCUUUUAUACAUGUCGGUAUUUGA
Messenger RNA from Laetiporus sulphureus 93-53, 3825 nucleotides. RefSeq names its product TPR-like protein. The coding region runs from base 10 to 3825 and encodes 1271 amino acids. Gene Ontology annotation, molecular function: protein binding. Lineage: Eukaryota; Fungi; Basidiomycota; Agaricomycetes; Polyporales; Laetiporaceae. The transcript has 3 exons. The record is from RefSeq and is a predicted model, not a curated record.